GCCAUGUCGGUGAGGUUGCGGUUCCUGUCUCCUGGGGACGCAGGGGCCAUGGGGGCCGUGGGGGCCGUGGGCCGCAGCGCCUCCUUUGCUGGCUUCAGCAACACACAGAGUCGAAGGAUCUCAAAGUCCAUCAACAGGAACUCCGUGAGGUCGCGGGUACCUGGAAAAUGUCCCAAGUCAUAUGGCACACUGCGCAAGGGCCCAGCCUUCCUGGACCCCAAGCCCGAGCAGGUGAAGAAAAUCUUCGAAGCGCUGAAGAGAGGCCUCAGGGAGCACCUGUGCGUGCAGCAGGCAGAGCUGGCCUACCUAUGUGGAUGUCACCCGGAUGCCCGGAGGAACUCCAGGCUGGCUUUCUAUUACGACCUAGACAAGCAAACGCGCUCAGUGGAAAGGCACAUUCGGAAGGUGGAGUUCUGCAUCAGCAAGGUGGACGAGCUCUACGAGGGCUACUGCAUCCAGUGGCGGCUGCGCGAUGGCGCCUCCAACAUGCAGCGGGCCUUCUCCAGCUGCCCGCCGAGCCGCGCCUCCCGUGACAGCCUGCAGGAGCUGGGCCGCAGCCUGCACGAAUGCACCGAGGACAUGUGGCUCAUCGAGGGGGCCCUGGAGGUCCACCUGGGCGAGUUCCACGUCAGGAUGAAAGGCUUGGUGGGCUACGCACGCCUCUGUCCUGGAGACCAGUAUGAGGUGGUCAUACGCCUGGGUCGCCAGCGCUGGAGGCUGAAGGGCCGGAUCGAGUCGGAUGACAGCCAGAUCUGGGACGAGGAGGAGAAGGCCUUUGUGCCCAUGCUGCAUGAGAACCUGGAGAUCAAGGUGACAGAGCUGCGGGGCCUGAGCUCACUGGCGGUGGGUGCUGUGACGUGCGACAUCGCCGACUUCUUCACAACGCGGCCGCAGGUCAUUGUUGUGGACAUCACGGAGCUGGGCACCGUGAAGCUGCAGCUGGAGGUGCUGUGGAACCCCUUCGAUUCUGAGAGCCUCCUGAUGUCCCCCAGCCCCACGGGCAAGAUAUCUAUGGGCAGCAGGAAGGGCUCCUUAUACAGCUGGACACCCCCAAGCACCCCCAGCUUCCGGGAGAGAUACUACAUGUCUGUCCUGCAGCAGCCACCGCAGCAGGCACUGCCAGCUGGGCGGAGGACCACCUCCAUCCUCAGCUACUUGUCCAGCAGUGACCUCCAGGGCCCUGACCUGCACAGCCGGAGUCAGGAGCUGCCGGAGAUGGACUCCUUCAGCUCAGAGGACCCCCGAGACACAGAGACCAGCACGUCGGCGUCCACCUCAGACGUGGGCUUCCUGCCCUUGGCUGUGGGCUCCACUGCUUCCAUUGAAGAGGAGGCCCGGGAGGACCCCCCGCCCCUGGGCCUGCUGCCAGAGAUGACCCUCCUGGCGGGGGGGCCUGUCAUGGAACGGCCUGGCUGGAGGGACUUGGGGGUGGAGAGCCCUGCCCUGCCGCGGGGCCCUGUGUUCCACAACUGCACCAUCCCACGGAGUCAGAAGGGCCAGGAGGAAGGCGAAGGUGGGGACGGAGCGGAGUGGCCCUCCAGGGGCCCUGAGAGGCCCCUGCAGGAGGUCCUGGAACUGCUGAGGUCCCUGGGCCCAGCUCAGCCUCAGCUCCGGGAGCUGGAGAACCAGGUCCUCGGCUUCAGGGACCGGCUGAAGCCCCGUGGAGUGAGGAGGGUGCGUGCGUCCACCCAGAGCCUCAUGGACUGCAUCCUGGAGAGCUUCGCCUUCCUCCACGCGGACCUCGCCUCUGAGGACCUGUCCCUGUUCUCGGACUCCCAGGGUCCCCGAAAGGACCUGACCCCUCUGACGUCACUGAAUGUGUCACCAGGGGAGCUCACAGCCGGCACCCCAGAGCUGGAUGUGCUGCUUACUGUCCACCUCCAAGUCUGCAAGGCCCUGCUACAGAAACUGGCCUCCCCCAACCUGCCGACGAUGGUCCUGGACUGCCUUCUCGAAGAGGCAGCACAGCAGAAGCAGGUUCUGGAGGUGCUUUCUGACCUUGACUUUGAGAAGGUCAGCAGGGCCACAUCCAUUGAAGAAAUCAUCCCGCAGGCCUGGUGCCGGAAGGGCGGACUGCCACUGUGGCAGGGCUGCACACAGUCGGGUGGCAUGUUGUCGUGCUCUGCCACCACACUCCUGAGCCAGCUCAAGAAGAUGUUUCUGCACCGAGUGCGAGGGAAGUACCCAGGCCAGCUGGAGAUAGUGUGUCGUAGGCUCCUGGAGCAGGUCAUCAGCUGCAGUGGGCUGCUCCAUACAGCUGGGUUUCCUGAGGAACAGACUGUCACCUGGUUCCAGUUUCACUGCUACCUGCAAAAGCACAGCAUCUCUGACCUGGAGAAGCACCUGGCCCAGCUCACCAAGGAAGUCACACUUGUGGAGGAGCUGAGCUGUGAGGGGCAGGCCAGAGCUGUCAGGAAGCUGAAGGGCAAGCGGCUGGGCCGGCUCCAACCCCUGCCACAGACCCUGCGAGCCUGGGCGCUGCUGCAACUGGAUGGGCCCCCGAAGGUGUGCAGGGCAGCCACUGCCCGCCUGGCUGGCGCUGCCAGGCACAGAAGCUUCCGGGAAAAGGCUCUCCUGUUUUACACCAAUGCCCUGAUGGAGAGCGACGCAAAGCUCCAACAGGCUGCAUGUGUGGCGCUCCAGCAGCUCAGGGGUAUAGAAAGUGUCGAUCAGAUUGCCAGCCUGUGCCAGUCCGACCUGGAGGCCGUGAGAGUGACAGCACGGGAAGCCACACUGUCCUUUGGUGAAAAAGGACGCUUAGCUUUUGAGAAGAUGGAUAAACAUCACUCAGAACAAAGGGAGGUCUUUUGCCAGGAGGCAGAUGUUGAAAUCACAAUAUUUUGAAAAGUCUCAGCUGAUAAGCUCAAAUCUCAUGUGUCUUUCUUUCUUGCUGCUUCCCAGCCUCCACACAGUGCCUGAAGUUUGGGUGGAGCACACUGGGUGCUCCCCCACAAGUGUGCACCAGCCUUUCAGGGCACGUUACAAAGCCUCGGGGCAUGAGCGGUGCUUUUGCAGAGCAGGAAAAGGUGACGACGCAUGGCACUCGGAGAUGUGC
Messenger RNA from Castor canadensis (American beaver), 3055 nucleotides. The record is from RefSeq and is a predicted model, not a curated record. NCBI's taxonomy places the organism in Eukaryota, Metazoa, Chordata, Mammalia, Rodentia, Castoridae.